UUAAACAAAGAAUCUAAACUGAAUUCUGAAUUUUCCACUUCCAUACCUAUCUCUUUCUGUUUUCUUUCUCUCCAUUUCAAGCACUCUUUACAGAAAAUCCCAAAGGAAUUGAAGUUUAAAAGCAUUCACUAGUAUCAACCAUCCUUAUAUUUUCCUUCACUACAGAAUCUCUAACCAAACCAUCAAUUCUUCUAACUGAUCAUAUUCCAAAAAAUGAAAGGCAUUGAAAUCUUCUGUGCAUCACAAGCCUCAACAGCCAUAUGUCUUAAUACUAAUCAUGCUUCUUCUUCUUCUUCUUCCAACACCAUUAAUCACUUUGGUGGUAGAGCCAUUGAUCGCCACAACCCCAUCAUCACAGAUCCAAAAAGAACUCCAGCAAGAGAUCUCACUGUCACUGCUCCUAGUUCACCUUCUCCUUUACCCAUCAACCCUAAACAUGUCCAUGAAAAGGCCAAGAAAAACACUACUUCAAAGCUUAGCGAUAAGAAAAAGAAAAAUGCAACAAAGAGUACUCAUGAUCAGAAGAAGAAAAGUACUACUACAACAGAAAAAGUGACUGAACAUAUUGCAAACAAUUACUCUUCAAAACCGGUUGAUAGUAUUUUAAGAAGGAGUUGGGUUAAGCCAGCUUCUGAUUUAAUCACUCCUCCUACUUCAUCAAGAUAUUUGCUUGGUGACACAGUUUCUUUGGAUGGUGUAUUAGAUUAUGAACCUGUUUUGGGUUUAACUAAGGUUGAUGAUAACAAAAAGAAUGCUCAAGUGCUUCAUGAAGAUGAAGAUAAACAUUCAUCUAAACAGUAUUCAAGCUCCUCUGUUCCAAAGUCUAGUUCUACAAACCAGGUUGUGGUGUUGAGGGUUUCUCUGCAUUGUAAAGGUUGUGAAGGGAAGGUCAGGAAACAUCUCUCCAGAAUGCAAGGGGUUACGUCCUUCAACAUAGACUUUGCAGCCAAGAAGGUUACAGUAGUUGGUGAUGUAACUCCAUUGAGCGUAAUGGCAAGCAUAUCAAAGGUGAAGACUGCACAAAUUUGGCCAGAAUCUGCUACUGCUGAAGCAAAGAAAACAAAUACGAUAUAAUAGACUGUUGAUGAUUUUGUAUGCUUUGAGUCUGAAUUGAAUUAGUGUAAAUGCGAAUGUGUAGCUUUUGAUGAGAUUUUAUAGUUUUAAUUGGUAGAAACUUUAUCUUUGAAUAAGGAUUGGCCUAAUUUCUCCCAAGAGAAAAUUUACAUUGUAUAAAUGAUGUGACAAAAUUAAAGGCAGCUAUUUUUAUUCGAAAGCAAUGUCAUUUCUCACCA
Molecule: messenger RNA, 1292 nt
Organism: Medicago truncatula (barrel medic)
Lineage: Eukaryota; Viridiplantae; Streptophyta; Magnoliopsida; Fabales; Fabaceae
Product: protein SODIUM POTASSIUM ROOT DEFECTIVE 2
Exons: 3
Coding region: 214-1074 (286 amino acids)
Molecular function (GO): metal ion binding
Source: RefSeq, a predicted model, not a curated record